Messenger RNA from Heterocephalus glaber (naked mole-rat), 1942 nucleotides. RefSeq lists its product as uncharacterized. The record is from RefSeq and is a predicted model, not a curated record. NCBI's taxonomy places the organism in Eukaryota, Metazoa, Chordata, Mammalia, Rodentia, Bathyergidae. Gene Ontology annotation, molecular function: protein binding.
ACAAUGGGAGUGCCAGCUACAACCUCCACAGCAACAAGAGGCAGCAGCACAGCCUUCACAGCAGGUUCUACAGAAAUUGGGCCUGACUUGACAAUUGCACCAGGAACUAUCCCUAUUGAAACUUCUGGCAGUGUCACAAGCAAAGCCCUGGAAACUGGAGCUUACAUCACAGAUGCCACAACUGCUACAGGGACCACCAGUGCAGUGCUAUCUAGAGUGACCACCAUCAUUUUCACUGAAAUCAGAACUACUUCAGAAGUUUCCACCACAGAGGCCACAACUUUAGCAGGAGGCAGCAGCACUCCUGGAAGUGGGUCCAGACCAGGUACCACCACAACACCAGGAAGCCAUGCAACUGGGAUUCUGACAGAGGCUACAACUUCCACAGAAGGGCCUGGUACUACUGAGACUGGACUGAAAACAGGCACCUCUGGGGUAGAUUCCAGCACAACUGCCCCUGGAAGUUCUGGCACUGCAGCCACAACUUCCCCUGGAGAAAACAGAACAACUAGAGUUCGAACCACUGCAGGAACUUCUAGAGUAGCCUCUGCUACAACAGCCACCGCUACAAGGAAUUCUGCUACAACAACCUCUCUUUCAACAGCUGCCCAUGAGGACACCAACUCAGGAGUUACAGCAUCCUCUAGAGGUGGUACAACCAAAGAAGGUGGAAUGAAUACUGGCACCACUGGGACAGUCUCUGGGACAACAGUUGCAUCUGAAAGUUCCAACACAGAAGCUACAGCUUCCACAGAAAUCAGAGCUACUACUGAAGUUGGAAGGGCAACUGGUCCCACUGGGACUACAGCCUCACCUGGAAGUUACCACACAGAGGCCACGACUUCUAAGGAAGAUGUUGAAACCACCAAUGCAGAAAUUUCAUCAGGCACUCCUGGGAGAGCAGCUGGGACAACUGGUAUCCCUGGAAGUUCAAACACAGGAACCACUGUGAUACUGAGCAGAAUCCCUGGGACAUCAGCAAGUCCCCACUCAGGUACUUCCAAGGACAGAGCUGAAACAACCACUGCUCCUGGGAUUACUACCACAGGAUGUUCAGCAACACUUCCACCAGCUCCAGUUUGUCAUGGUCCACUGGGAGAAGAGAAAUCUCCUGGAGACACUUGGACUUCUAAUUGCUACCAGUGUAUCUGUACUGAUGCAAAGGCUGUAGACUGUCAACCGAAGGAAUGUCCCUCUCCACCCACAUGCAAAACUGGAGAAAAGCUUGUCCUGUUUAAAUCUAAUGGCACCUGCUGUGAUAUUGGACUCUGUGAACCAAGGACAUGCUUAUAUAAUAACACUGACUAUGAGAUUGGUGCUUCAUUCGAUGACCCCAGCAACCCGUGUGUCUCCUACUCCUGUAGUAGUGCUGGCUUAGCUGCAGUUGUUCAGAACUGCCCGAAACAGACCUGGUGUGCAGAAAAAGAAAGAAUCUAUGACUCAAACAAAUGUUGCUAUAAAUGUAACAACAACUGCAGAGCUUCUCCUGUGAAUGUGACUGUGAACUACAACAACUGCAAGAAAAAAGUUGUGAUGGCGAGAUGUGUAGGGGAGUGUAAAAAGACUGUCCAGUACAAUUAUGAUCUGUUUCAGUUGGAAAAUUCAUGCCUUUGCUGCCGAGAAGAAAACUAUGAGUACAGAGACAUUACCCUGGAUUGCCCGGAUGGCAGCACACUGUCUUACAGAUACAGACACACCACAACCUGCUCCUGUGCUGACCUGUGCGAAAAUUCAAAAACCUCCGUGACCCGUUAAUUCUAACACCACCUUUCUAUCUUCAUCUAGAUGAUGAAACCACCUUUCUAGUUGUAUUUAUUUUAUGAGUGAAGAAAAAGUCAUGAAGGAGUAAGAGUAACGCUUGUAUCUUACCCAGAGCAUGAGUACGUGUAAUGAGACAUUUGUUUCUCUUGUUGAGUGGCUCUGAAAAAAUAAAUACAAUGUU